AUGUCAGGUCAAGCGGAGUCAUCGUCUGCUGCGGCAAGAAAAGCUCUCAAUACUAGCAACGGUACAACGCCCGAUUACGAACUGCCAUGGGUGGAAAAGUACAGACCUGUCUAUCUCGACGAUGUUGUUGGCAACACGGAAAUCAUCGAACGGCUCAAGAUUAUUGCCAAAGAUGGAAACAUGCCGCAUGUCAUCAUUUCAGGCAUGCCUGGAAUCGGGAAGACGACAUCCGUCUUGUGUCUUGCGCGUACACUUCUGGGCGAUGCGUACAAAGAGGCCGUGCUGGAGUUGAACGCGAGCGACGAAAGAGGCAUCGACGUCGUUCGAAAUAGAAUCAAAGGAUUCGCCCAAAAGAAGGUGACGUUGCCUCCUGGGCGGCACAAACUGGUCAUCCUCGACGAAGCAGACAGCAUGACAGCUGGCGCACAACAGGCUCUGCGAAGAACCAUGGAAAUUUAUUCCAAUACCACUCGCUUCGCCUUCGCCUGCAACCAAUCAAACAAGAUCAUCGAACCUCUGCAAUCGAGAUGCGCAAUCCUGCGCUUUUCUCGCCUGACGGACGCGCAGGUGGUGAAGCGCUUGAUGCAAAUAAUCGAGGCUGAAAAGGUGGAAUACUCCGAGGACGGCCUGGCCGCACUCGUAUUCAGCGCCGAAGGAGACAUGCGACAGGCCAUCAACAACCUGCAGAGUACGUGGGCAGGAUUCGGGUUCGUCAGCGGGGACAACGUGUUCCGGGUGGUCGACAGUCCGCAUCCGGUCAAAGUACAAGCCAUGAUCAAGGCAUGCUGGGAGGGCAAGAUCGACAGUGCAGUCGACUCGUUGAAGGAAUUGUGGGAUCUGGGAUACUCCUCACACGACAUCAUAAGCACUAUGUUCCGAGUCACGAAAACCAUCCCCACCUUGUCGGAGCACUCGAAGCUCGAAUUCAUCAAAGAGAUUGGCUUCACCCACAUGCGCAUUCUCGAGGGUGUGCAAUCUUUUCUGCAACUGAGCGGUUGUUUGGCGAAAUUGUGCAAGAUCAACAUGAAGCCCGGACUGUUUGAGGUGCCAGCAUGA
This is a messenger RNA of Fonsecaea erecta, 1056 nucleotides long. RefSeq names its product replication factor C subunit 4. The transcript is spliced from 4 exons. The record is from RefSeq and is a predicted model, not a curated record. Lineage: Eukaryota; Fungi; Ascomycota; Eurotiomycetes; Chaetothyriales; Herpotrichiellaceae. Gene Ontology annotation, molecular function: ATP binding; DNA binding; DNA clamp loader activity. Gene Ontology annotation, biological process: DNA-templated DNA replication; DNA repair. Gene Ontology annotation, cellular component: Ctf18 RFC-like complex; nucleus; DNA replication factor C complex. The coding region runs from base 1 to 1056 and encodes 351 amino acids.